AUGGAGCUGUUCAGCGAAGGAGACAGCAGCAGCAACAGCAGCAGCAGCAACAGCAGCAGCAGCAGCAGCAGCAGCAGCAGGGGGAUCCCCCCCGUUGCGGUGUAUGCGGAGCUCACCGUCAGAGACACAAAAGGAGACAGUAUCUUCGGCCCCGCAGAGAUGCUCUGCCCCCACACAACUGUCCCCUUCUCGCUGCUGCGCCUGCAGCAGCAGCAGCAGCAGCAGCAGCAGCAGCAGCAGCAGCAGCAGCAGCAACGGCAGCAGCGGCAGGGGGUUGAUACUUCUAGACGACUUGCUGCUGCAGCAGAAGAGAAGCAGCACAACACAAACGACAUGCUCAUACAGCAGCAACACCAGCAGCAGCAGCAGCAACAGCAGCAGCAGCAGCAGCAGCAGCAGCGUUCAGCAGCAGCACCAUCUCUAUCUGCUGCUGCACUAGCACCUGCUCCGUCUCCUCUUGUCCCUCUCUUUUUCUCCCCUCAAGAGGGGGCCCCCCAGGGGGCCCCCCAGGGGGGCCCCCAUGGGGGCCCCCAGGGGGGCCCCCCGGGGGCCCCCCUUUGGGAGCCGGUCCCCCAGCAGCAGCAGCAGCAGCAGCAGCAGCAGCAGCAGCAGCAGCAGCAGCAGCAGCAGCAGCAGCGGGCGAGCCUCAGCAGCGCUCGCGGCCUUUUGGGGUCUGCGAUGCCUGAGGGGGUAGAAGGCUUGGCUAACAAGGAAUGUAUAGGCCGUCACUCGAAGCAGCAGCACGAGCAGCAGCAGCAGCAGCAGGAGAUGCAGCAGCAGCAGCAGCAGCAGCAGCAGAAGAAGAAGCAGAGCUUGCAUACCUCGUGGGGUGUAUAUCCACCUCCCUUUCUGUCCCCCCCGCUGCAGUUCAACUCUGCGCUAGUAAAAACCCUGGAGUAUGAGGAUGCUGUGAUAGGCGCUGCAGCGUGGCGGCGUUCUUUGUUGAACUUUGCUUCUCCUCUGCACCGAAUGAAAGAUAUAGAUGUUGCUGCUGCAGCAGCAAUCACUAAGCAGCAGCAGCAGCAGCAGCAGCAGCAGCAGCAGCAGCAGCAGCAGCAGCAGCAGCAGCAGCAGCAGCAGCAGCAGCAGGAGGAGCAGCAGGAGGGGAUAUUGGUGGAGUUUUAUAGAUUUGUUUUAAAGGCAGUCACAGCAGUCCUCGCAUACCAGCUGCUGCAGCAGCGUUCUGAAGCAAAAGCCAAAGCAGCAGCAGCAGCAGCAGCAGCAGCAGCUGCUGCUGCUGCUGCUGCUGCUGCGAGCAGAAACGCCUCAGACGAAGACUCUACAGGAGAAACAGCAGCAGCAGCAGCAGCAGCAGCAGCAGACAAGCUGCAAGGCGCUCACUGCAGCAAACCCCAAAAGCCAAUGCAAAUGAACAGCAGCAGCAGCACAGCAGCAGCAGAACCGAUAGCCAACGAAGAACAGUAG
Molecule: messenger RNA, 1425 nt
Organism: Eimeria mitis
Lineage: Eukaryota; Apicomplexa; Conoidasida; Eucoccidiorida; Eimeriidae
Source: RefSeq, a predicted model, not a curated record